AUGAAGAGUGCUUUAGUAGGCUCCUGGCACAACAGUGGCUUCUAUGGGCACUACAGAGGCCAGUUCAAGAGUGAAAGUGCUCGAGAAUACCGCCUUGCAGCCAAGCCCCAGCCUCCGGCAGUGUUCCUGAAGCGAUGCCAGGAGCCCGCGAAGCAACACUUCUUCUCCAAGCAUGACAACCGCACUUCCUUCGACAGGGGCCCCUUCUGCCUGCUGCAGGGAGUCGGAAGGCGGAAAGACCUGAAUCGCCUGUGGCAGCAACACACUUUUCUGCGCUGGGCACCCUGUGAGCUGGAGUUCCGCCAGCAGCGGCCCCUUGAAUCCUCCUACCAGGCCAACUUCCGGUCCGACCCAGGACUCGGCGACCUCCCUCAGCGUCUUGUGCACUUUGUGCAGCUCAAGCCUCCCCAUGUCAGCACCACCUACCAGCAGAACUUCUGCCAGCCAUCCCCUGGUGACUCUAGUGGCAGCAACAACGUGGGACCCCAGGCCCCCGUCACCAACACACUGCCUAAACUCCCAGAGAUCCCAAGACCCACGCUGCUGCAGCAUUACCUCCAUGCUGGGGUCUCCGAGUGCCUAAACUGGUCCAGAGCAUUAAACAAGAAUGACUGA
Messenger RNA from Phyllostomus hastatus (greater spear-nosed bat), 615 nucleotides. It is a transcript of the gene CIMIP7, whose product is annotated as chromosome unknown C3orf84 homolog. Bases 1 to 615 code for a protein of 204 amino acids. The transcript has 4 exons. NCBI's taxonomy places the organism in Eukaryota, Metazoa, Chordata, Mammalia, Chiroptera, Phyllostomidae. The record is from RefSeq and is a predicted model, not a curated record.